Linum trigynum is the source of this 792-nucleotide messenger RNA. NCBI's taxonomy places the organism in Eukaryota, Viridiplantae, Streptophyta, Magnoliopsida, Malpighiales, Linaceae. The record is from the annotation of a GenBank genome assembly.
AUGUCGCGUUUGUCCGCAUUGAAUCCGACGCGUAGGCGACAAGUGGUUGCUGCAAUUAGCGCUUUUAUGAAUCUGAUUGUGAUAUAUGCUGUUAUUAGAUUGAACAAUCUGCUGAUGAAGAAGUCGGUUCCUAUUCCUAACAACUGUACCAGCAGUAGGUGGAAGCAUUUUAAGAAGUGCCUAGGGGCCCUAGAUGGAACCCAUAUUCAAGUUCGUCCGUUGACUGAGGACAAACCUAGAUACCUGUUUCUAUUAAUAUACUGUCUUGCUGGUUGGGAGGGUAGUGCUCAUGACAGUAGGGUGCUUCAGGAUGCUCUCACUAGACCAAAUGGCCUUGUUGUGCCUGAAGGAAAUUACUAUCUAUGUGAUGUCGGGUAUGCGAACAGCCCUGGAUUUUUGACCCCAUAUAGGGGUCAAAGAUACCAUCUCAAAGAUUGGGGUAACAGGCAAUCUGAAACAGCUGAGGAGUAUUACAACAUAAAACAUUCAUCUGCUAGGAAUGUAGUAGAGCGCAUUUUCGGAGUUCUGAAGAUGAGAUUUGCCAUUUUGAGAAAUGCAACAUGGUUCACUCCAGAGCAAGUGUCCCGAAUAGUUAUAGCUUGUUGUAUAAUACAUAAUUUUAUCAAGAAGGAAUAUGGGGUUGAUGAGAUUGAAAGAAAUUACCAGGACGAAGAGCCCGAACAGAUUCCUUCAAUCGAUGUGGAGACCAUUGAUGGUAGUAGCAUGCAACCGUGCGCACAAUGGACCCAGUUUUGCAAUGAAAAGGCCACUACUAUGUGGGCAAAUAGAUAG